This is a messenger RNA of Mercenaria mercenaria, 1417 nucleotides long. Its product is annotated as glutathione S-transferase omega-1-like. Gene Ontology annotation, cellular component: cytoplasm. The transcript has 6 exons. Gene Ontology annotation, biological process: glutathione metabolic process. Gene Ontology annotation, molecular function: glutathione dehydrogenase (ascorbate) activity; glutathione transferase activity. Bases 139 to 1041 code for a protein of 300 amino acids. NCBI's taxonomy places the organism in Eukaryota, Metazoa, Mollusca, Bivalvia, Venerida, Veneridae. The record is from RefSeq and is a predicted model, not a curated record.
UGAUGUCUAGUAUGGAAAAAAAUCAUCAAAGUGGAAGAGGCGAAUAUAUAUGCUUUUGGGCGACAUUGAACAACAAGCUUCUUGGCAUUCACGGUCUCUUCGGCGCAUGGGCGUCAUUUUCACACUGAUUUCUGAAAAAUGGGGAAGAAAAAACGGACGUAUGUGAUACCUGCCUACUUCCGUAUGAGAGGACUUACAUGCAUGAAAACGUCUGCGUGUUUGUGGACUAACUCCCUAGGUGUAAAGAAGGGUUUGCCAAAUUCUGCUUUUGCAAGAACUUGUUCUACAAUGAGUUCAACAAUCACCGAGUUUUCACUUGGCAAAGGUCAAGCAUGCCCGCCACUGAAGCCAGGAGUUUUGCGAUUGUACAGCAUGCGGUUUUGCCCGUACGCACAGCGUACACGGCUUGUGCUUGAACAUAGAGAAAUCCCAUUUGAAACAGUGAACGUCAACUUGAAGCGUAAACCCGUCUGGCUGUUUGAGAUGAACCCGAUAGGACUGGUUCCUGUACUGGAAUGGGACGGUCACGUGAUUCACGAGUCAGCCACGUGCAAUGACUAUCUUGAUGAAGUAUAUCCAGGAGAAAAAUUGAAUCCCAGCGAUCCUUACCAAAGAGCAAGGGAUCGCCAACUUUGGGAGUCAAUGAACAAGUUAAUUAGCUCAUUUUACGAUGUUGCUGGUACACAAGGUCAAGACAAGAAGGUCUUUGAUAGAAUGAUGAGGGCUUUCACUAGAUACGAAAAAGAACUGACUUCCAGAGCAGACGGUCCAUUCUUUGGAGGAAAGAAAAUAUGUAUGGCAGACUUCAUGCUGUGGCCGUGGUUUGAGAGACUUCCGGUAGUAAAUGCAAUUGUUCCAGAGACAACUAUAACAGAUUCAAACUUCCCGCGUCUUGCGUCAUGGAUACGUCAUAUGUAUGAGCUUCCGGCUGUGAAGAAGACAAUGUUUGAUAAAGAUUCGCAUGCACAUUUUUUAAAAUCAUUAAUGGUUGAUAAAAAUCCAGACUAUGAUUACGGACUAGUUAAACCAGCUAAUCUAUGAUGUUGUGUUUUCUUUAUAUAUUUAUAUACUUUACACCAAUUCACAAGAGUACUUACAUUUUACGGACCAAAGUAUAUGUAGGCUAUGUCGUCAGUGGACUGUAUCACUGCAGUGAAGGUCCAGGUAUUAGGUCGGACACCUCCGACUUCUUAGAAGCUAAUAUAUCAAGUGGGCUGAGUCUGCCCCGGCCGGGUUGCACGUACAGAUAUUAUUGACGAUAACUACAUUCAGUUACCAAGGUCUGAUGAUUGUUUCAGAAUUAAAAUAUUUUGUGACAAAAAUGUUUUUGACUUAUUUCUUCGUAUAUUCAAGGGCCGAUAUGGUCCCAGUACCAACUGUUAACUUACACAAUCAAAGUAAUACAUUUUUAAUGAAA